Archocentrus centrarchus (flier cichlid) is the source of this 5345-nucleotide messenger RNA. RefSeq names its product protein phosphatase 4, regulatory subunit 3B (gene ppp4r3b). The record is from RefSeq and is a predicted model, not a curated record. Gene Ontology annotation, cellular component: protein phosphatase 4 complex; nucleoplasm. Lineage: Eukaryota; Metazoa; Chordata; Actinopteri; Cichliformes; Cichlidae. Gene Ontology annotation, biological process: DNA damage response; protein dephosphorylation. Gene Ontology annotation, molecular function: protein phosphatase activator activity. The transcript is spliced from 16 exons. The coding region runs from base 395 to 2764 and encodes 789 amino acids.
CGUUGGAGCUGCGGGUCUGCCAUUGGACGAUGCCGCCCGGAGGAGGAGACCCCGCGGCAGUUUGCGCUUGAUUGACGUAGAAAAAGAAAAAGAACACAAGAUCGGAUUACAAGAUGGCGGUCUGUGGACGUUAGCAAAGAGGCCGUUAGAGUUGUUGUGUUCUCUCUGAAUGUUACAGUUUGAUUUUUAGGCCCUUGUUGAGUUGAUUCAUGUCGUAAUAUGUUUAUGAAAUACUUACUAAUAUAUUUUACUGCUACUGGGAACUCGAUUUAAAGAUGCAUGUUUUAUAACAUGCGGGUGGAAACAAAGUUAACAGGUCGAGGAAAACACUAGACGGGUGAGGUGAUAGCUUGUUAGCAGUAAGCUAGCCUGCUAGCUCCGACUCGUUUAAACCAUGUCGGACACUCGGCGGCGAGUGAAGGUAUAUACGCUGAAUGAAGAUCGGCAGUGGGACGAUCGGGGUACCGGGCACGUUUCGUCUACAUUUGUUGAACGGCUGAGGGGGAUAUCGUUAUUAGUUCGGGCUGAAUCGGACGGAUCACUGUUGUUGGAGUCAAAAAUAAGUCCGAAUACUGCAUAUCAGAAACAACAGGACACACUGAUUGUCUGGUCAGAAGCAGAUAACUAUGACCUUGCCCUCAGUUUCCAGGAAAAGGCUGGCUGUGAUGAGAUCUGGGAAAGAAUUUGCCAGGUUCAAGGCAGGGACCCUGCUUUGGACAUCACCCAAGACCCCAUUGAUGAGUCGGAGGAAGAGCGCUUUGAGGAGAUUCCAGAGACAAGCCACCUUGUUGAGCUUCCUCCUUGCGAGCAAGGCAGACUGGAGGAAAUUGCUGACUUGGUUACCUCUGUCCUUUCUUCACCCAUCCGGAGGGAAAAGCUUGCCCUGGCCCUUAUGAGCGAGGGCUACAUCAAGAAACUCCUGGGUCUCUUCAGAGUAUGUGAGGAAGUGGAAAACAGGGAAGGCCUCCAUCACCUCUAUGAGAUUGUCCGAGGUGUCUUAUUCCUCAAUAAAGCAGCCCUCUUUGAGGUGAUGUUCUCGGACGACUGUAUCAUGGAUGUGGUGGGUUGCCUUGAGUACGACCCAGCACUGGUUCAGCCAAAACGACACCGGGAAUUCUUGACCAAGACGGCGAAGUUUAAGGAGGUGAUCCCUAUCACAGACUCUGAACUGCGGCAGAAGAUCCACCAGACUUACCGAGUUCAGUAUAUCCAGGACAUAAUCCUGCCCACACCGUCUGUCUUUGAGGAGAACUUCCUGUCCACACUUACCUCCUUCAUAUUCUUCAACAAGGUGGAAAUCGUCAGUAUGUUGCAGGAGGAUGAGAAGUUCCUAACGGAGGUCUUUGCACAGCUCACAGAUGAAGCCACGGAUGACAGUAAAAGGAGAGAGCUAGUGAACUUUGUCAAGGAAUUCUGUGCUUUUUCGCAAACGUUGCAGCCUCAAAACAGGGACGCUUUCUUCAAAACUCUGGCAAAUCUAGGCAUCUUACCUGCUCUUGAAAUAGUAAUGGGAAUGGACGACCUGCAGGUGAGGGCAGCAGCUACUGAUAUCUUCUCUUACCUGGUGGAAUUCAGCCCUUCCAUGGUCAGGGAGUUUGUCAUGCAGGAACCUCAGCAGACAGAUGAUGAUGUUCUGCUGAUAAAUGUUGUGAUCAAGCAGAUGAUUUGUGACUCUGACCCAGAGCUGGGGGGAGCUGUCCAGCUGAUGGGUCUGCUCAGGACACUCAUUGACCCUGAGAAUAUGCUGGCUUCCACCAAUAAAACUGAGAAGACAGAAUUUCUUAGUUUCUUCUACAAGUACUGCAUGCAUGUUCUGACUGCUCCUUUGCUGGCCAACACUGCACAUGACCAAAACUCAAAAGAUCUGCAGGAGGGAUCAACAAAGAUCAACCCAGUCUGUCCAGACAACUUCCAGACAGCUCAGUUGCUGGCACUGAUCCUGGAGCUUCUGACCUUUUGUGUGGAGCACCACACCUAUCACAUCAAGACCUACAUCAUGAACAAAGACCUGCUCAGGAGAGUGCUGGUCCUGAUGAACUCAAAGCACACCUUCCUUGCACUUUGUGCCCUGCGUUUCAUGCGCAGGAUCAUUGGUCUGAAAGACGAGUACUACAACCGCUACAUCAUCAAAGGGAACCUGUUUGAACCUGUCAUUAAUGCCUUGCUCGACAAUGGGACCCGAUACAAUCUCCUCAACUCUGCCAUCAUAGAGCUCUUUGAGUUCAUUAAAGUGGAGGACAUCAAAUCUCUCAUAGCUCACAUUGUGGAUAACUUCUACAAAGCGCUUGAAUCCAUUGAGUAUGUCCAGACUUUCAAGGGCCUGAAAGGUCGAUACGAGCAGGAAAAAGACCGGCAGAGCCAGAGACUUAAUAGAUAUCGAAGAGAUGCACGGUCUUUGGAUGAGGAUGAAGAGUUGUGGUUCAAUGAUGAUGAUGACGAUGAUGAUGGAGAGGCAGUGGAAAAGAGAAUGGGAGAUGACUUCUCUGACAGCUACGGCAAGUACAUGGAAGCCAAAAAAGGAGCUGCCAACGGAGCUAACGGUGCCAACAACAAUGGGAAAGCUGCUGCCAUCCCACCUGCCUCACCAGCCGUCACUCCAAACAACAGUUCAGCUUCUUCUGUCAAAACAGUUCCCCUUCCUGCCACACCAGUAGUGAAGACUGCUCUGGUUGGUUUGGUGGACUACCCUGACGAUGAGGAUGAAGAGGAAGAAGAUGAGGAAGAAGAGCAGUCUCCAAGGAAGCGGCCUCGUUUGAGCUCCUAAGACUAAUUGUCCUCUAUUUGGUCAUGGUGGACGGACACUGAGUCCCUUCCAGCCCCCCUCCUCUGGUUGUCUCAUUGGCCUGCCUGCGCCACCUGUGAGUCUCACUGAAGAGAUGGGCAAAGAUGAGCCCCUGCCUCACUUAGUCCCUCCUGGUCUCUGCACCUGCGUCUCCCUCAGUAAAAGGAGACGAAGUUUCUUUUUUAGAAAGAAAGAUCAAUCUUAUUUACCUCAUUCUUUUCAACAGCCUCUUCAGGGAGAUUCCCAAAUCUCUUCUUCCACCUGAGAACCUCACUGACCCUUUGAAAACUCAUCUCUCGCCUCUUUCACUCUUUCGUGCUCUCUUAGUUCUCACUUCUUUCUCCUCACCCACCACCCUACACACCAAGAAGACAUUGAAGUCGAAAUUGGUGGCACAGGCGUUCCCAGCUCAACUGUGGUAAUAUUGCAGAAGUGGCAAGGAAGCCGUGGUCCUACAGGACCCCUCACCUGCUCUCAGAAAAAAAAAAAAAAAAAAAGCCUACCAUCCUUAUUGAAUCUGAACCAAUGAGCUCCAGAGACAGAGAAAGUCAGAUCACAACCAGCCAGUGUAUGAACUUCUCAGCAGGCCAGUCAGGCUAGCAGGACUAGCCGUCAUAGUUAUAGAAAGCUUGACUGGCUGAAGCUGUGUGUGCUGCCCUCCCAGAGAACUGCUUACUUUUGUCGGGGAUAGAGGGACAUCAGAAAAAUGCUAAAAUUUUUAAGACAAGGGAGCUGACCAAUUAGACUGGGACGAAAACUAAGAACCAGAGGAGCAGGACUCAAACCUUCAAAAGCCAUGUUGUCAGUUUGGUCAAGGCACACACAAACACACACACGCACGCACAUACACACACAAGACUGUGUUAGCCAGAAAGUCCUGUAUUUCAUGACUUUGUUAAAAAGUACUGUACAGACCUUUUUGUUCCUCUUUUUAAUCAUUUGCCCCAAUGUGAUUUUUGAAAGGGGAACGAGACCCCCUACUUGCUUGUGUUAUUUUUGUUGUCGCACAGAAGGGUGGGGUCCCCGCUCAUCCUUUGAGUCCAGCUCAUUUGAUUCAGUGUAAAAAAGAAAAAAAAAAAAAUACAGAGAAGUCACAAAUGCUGGUUCAACAAAAUUGCAGUAAAGUUGUUUUUGCAGCCAACAUUUUGAGGAUGUCUGGAAUUUUGUACUAAAGUCAAUUUACAAACUUGGCGUCCUCAUUACAGUGCAACACAUCAUCAGCCCAGUUUCUGUAACAGGUUGGCAAACCCAAGCAGUUCAUGUGCAGACAUGUUUUAGGAUGUGCAAAGUCUUGCCGCCCUCCUCCCGGACAGAGCUCAGGUUCAGAGUUUAGUUUGCAUCAGAAACAAAAAAGCUGCCCAACUUGUUGGGCCACAGCUGGUAUAAAAGAUGAACGUAGCCACAGUGGCAUCACCCACUGGUUUGUGAAGUCCUGUUAUAGAGACUUGAGCUAAGCAUCUUGGUGUUUUUUAAAAUCAGAUCUGACAAGGGAGCGGAGGAUCUUAUUGUGAGGUAGGAUACUGCACGCUGGAUUAUACCCUGACUAAUCCUCUUUUCUGAUUCUAUUAAUGUCCAUAAUUUUACAAAAUCAGCUUCAUGUUUUAUUCAGUAUUACCUGAAAACCGGUUGAAACCAUAAAGUCAUCAGCAAAAUGUUUACUGGGGUCACAGAGCAAGCAAGCCAAAGGCAGGUUUCCCAUGAACUUUAAUAUUGAAAGUCUUUUUGCAACCAGAGUUGGCUCCAUCCACAGUGGUUUUACUUCUCAGACUUGGAAGCUACGUCCAUGUUUUCUACUGUUUUCUGGCCAGAAUAACACUGCUAGAUGGUGAAGAAUUAGAUAUAUUACUGUGGAGACUGCUUCUAAUGAGUUGAGGUGCUAAAAGGGGCUUUUGUUUUCAGUUUGGAGGUUCAAAGUGUAGUGUUCUGCUCUGGUUGAGAUCAUCUUACUCCUAGAAUUUAUAGCUCAUUUCAAGUUUUCUUCAGCCUGUUUAAAAAAACAAAACAAAACUACAGAUCAAAAGUAAGUUUAAUGAUUUUUUUUUAAAACAGUUUAUGAAUGAAUGGAUGAUCUGUUUUUAUUAGUUGCGAUAAAUAUGAUUUACUUUACGCAGUCAAUGCAGUGACGUUUUUAAAUCAAACUGGUUUUGGUGGGGAGGUUUUCUGCCAACACAGUGGUGUGAUGAAGUGGGAUCAUUCUAUUGGGUUGGAACAUUUCUUGCGUUGCUACUUCUCUCAUGGUCCCAACACAAGCACACAGGAAGAUGAAGGGAAUCAAAACUGGGUGUUUAAAAAAAAAAAGAAGAAGAAGCUAAGAUGUUUAUGUACAGCUACACAAGCAGGAGGGUAGUGGACAAGAAAAUGAUUGCCAAUGUGCUUUACAGGAGUUCAGCAGCACUUGCAGUGAAUUGUCUUUCCUCCUGUACGUUGGCUCCAUCCAACAAUGACUGUUUCUGCUCUCCCUUGAUGAAUUUGUACCAAGUGCAUUUAAUACCACCAUCCAUUCUUAACAUUUGUAUGAAUUUAUUUGAUAAGUUUUGAAAUUAAAUGUGACCCUGACAUUGAA